AGUCAGUAAAUUAAACACCCUUGACUUAUUUAUGUGCCGAUCGCAGCACUAGCAGGGUUAAUUACGCGCUGUUGCAUAUCUGGAUAAUUACAACAGGCGAUCAAUAGACGCUGCCAAGCAGUGACUAGCUGCAGUUGGAGACCUCAUUGCUGCAGGGUUCAAGUAGAAUGUGGUUCUUAUAGCGUGGAAGAGGAGAAAGGGCAGCGAUCGGGGCUUUUACAACCCAGAUGCACAUCGCGCCCCGUGGAUCUCCUGGUGUGCGCUUAGUGGAUUCGCGCGAUCGGUGACAGUCCAGACUGGAGAUUUACACAGGUGCCUUGUUUUUGGAUUAGUGUUGUGUCUUUUUUCUCUCACUGAAAUCGAUAGCGACUUCUGGGGCUUGAAUGUGGAGAGAGGAUCUGCAUGUGUGGUCUUGGUGCAGAUGAGACGCACAGAAGCUGAGCUCUGAAGCCGGGAGAUCCGAACAUGCUGCCGGCCUGGAGGGGGCUCUGCACUGGGGCAGGAGCAGCCCUUUGCUGCCUCCUCGUCUGGAUCAUCUACUCGCACUUAGUCAAAGAAGGUCAGCUGGCUGUGGGUACAUGUGAAAUAGUUACCUUGGACAGAGAUAGUAGUCAACCACGGAGAACAAUAGCCAGACAAACAGCACGAUGUGCUUGUAGGAGAGGACAGAUUGCUGGUACGACAAGAGCCAAGCCAGCAUGUGUGGAUGUUCGAGUUGUAAAGAGCAAGCAGUGGUGUGAAAUGAUUCCGUGUUCAGAAGGAGAAAUCUGUGGUUUAUUAAUGAACAAGUCAGGCUGGACCUGCACGCAGCCAGGUGGUCGAAUAAAAACAAUAACGGAUACAGUGGAGACCUUAGGUGGAAAAGAUGUGAAGAGAAAGAAAUUUCUGCAAACCACAAGAGAAAUUCUUCCAGGUGCACACUCUGAACUGAGUAGAGACGGUCAUGUGAAACAGUUCCAGGCAUCAAGCCCUGAGUACGUGGAUGCAGUGCCACAAGUUCAAUAGUAUCCUUAACAGCAACUGAAUGUUAAAUGUUUAACAAGAUCAACCAUGAUCAUGUUAAAGGAUGUACCAGGUUUGAAAGGCCGAGUGGCCUACCCUUGCUCCUAUUUUGUACGCUCAUACUGGUGUAUAGGUUGCUCACCACCAUCAUCAAUUUUCUCAUCAGUGGACAAUAUUUUGUCUCAUUUUCCAUCUAUACGUUUUCUGCAGAUACUUGGAUACAGCUGGAGCAGUGGACUGCUACAGAAUGAAGCAUCAAAAAAGCAAUCAGCGUAAAAGGACUUUUCCUAAAUGAUUUGUUCCCUGUGAGCUACUAGACCAAGUCAUAGAAUUGGGUACAAUUACAGUGGUUAAAUGACAUUUGGCCAUAUCAGUUUGAGGAUCUUCAUCUUGUUGUGUUGGAGAGGUUUGUGAGCUUGAGAUCCUGAGAGACAGAGUUAGCCAUCUGGUGCUUAGCUCCUGGUAGGGUCAUCCAUAGUCAAGGGGUUGGUUCCAGAUAAAGAACAAUCCAACCAGAGCCGCAGCGGUGGAGCUGGCAUGAGAUGAUGACAGAUCAUAACAAAAGUGAAGGUGGAGGAAGGCUGCAGCAGUGAAGAUUCCCUAGUCAUCCUGCAUUCCAUGCCACUGGACUCUAACAUCAACCCACAAGGACUGUGUGGUAGCUGCCCAUGCAACAGCCUUCAAACAAAAGUCAAUCAAGGUCACACACAGGCAUUCUCCAUUAAGGGAAUCCACUCUAAUAUCCAGAAUGUGGAUCCCAGAUCAACCUCUACAGCUACCUGAGGACUUACCAAUAGACAACCCCUUUGGAGAAGGGGUACUUUGCUUGAAUGACCACAGAAGGAAGGAAAAAUGGUAAGGAUUAGAGAAAUAUAGGCUAAUGAACAGAAAUGGGAAUAGCUCAAGAAUACAGCUUGGCUGGCAUGGAUGAGUUGGGCUGAAAGGCUUAUUUUUGUACUGUAUAACUCUAGGAAGAUAUUCAUCAUAGCUCAGCCUGAUGUUGAAAGAGUGGAAUAUCAUCUGGUUGUGACUAAGGGUGCAUUUAACACAUAGCACUUGUGAGGUUGUGUACGUGGAGUCAAUGACAUUCUGAACCAUGGGAACCCAUGAAUUCUACCAAAACCACAUGCUUUCUGUAUCUUUUGAUCUGUGACAAAAGUAAACAACAUUCAGUUAGCUCUCAGUGAAGGCAUGCCUUUCUUCAUGCUACAAUUAUGGCAAACUGUGUGAUGUGGAUAUUUCCAGCUUAGGUCUCGAAGGAGCAAGACACUUAGAAGUUGCCAUAUUCACCUUGACAAUUUGUGUCUUUCCCUUCCCCUAAUCCUGCAUCAACUAGUACAUCUUAGUAAAUAUGCCCUUAUUGAAGCACAGAUACAGCACUCAUUUCACACCUUGUCUGAUUAGUCUUGCCCUUGUUUUCCCAUGACUGGUUUGCACAGGUGGCUUGAAGUCGACAAACAUUUCUUUGGCAUCUGGCACACCGCUCCACAUAGACUUUUGCAACUGUAGAGGCCAACUGAAAACCUAAAACUCUGUGGAAAUAUACCAGCAGAAAGCAAAAAAAAAAUCUAAGAACCAGUGUGAAAGUAAUUUGAUAGAUCCCUUUGAAUACACCUGGUUGUUGGGAGGAGGUAGCUGGGGGCAUGACCUUCAUGCUGUAAAAUGCAACUAAUUCGUGGAUGUGCAAGAGAACAUUCACUUCCAAAGUAGCAGCAUGAGUCAAAUCAGUAUUUAACAAUUGUUCACUGCAUUCAAUACCUCCACUAGGAUGACAGCAGGUAACCCACAUAUCCUGUGGUUUUUUUUCCCUUCAUAUUCACCCAGGAUCUCUCACUCCUCUUUCUCUAGCUCCCAUCCAAUGUUGUUUCCUUCCCUCAUCUGGGCUGAUCUGCCUUUCACUCACACUACUUAACCUGCUAGGUCCCCUGUCCCCUUCCCUUACUGGUUCCAUCUGCCCAUUAGUCCUCCUUUAACUGGUUCUACUUUGCUUAUCAGAUUCUAGCACCUGUAACUAUUUUGUCUGCACUUCAUUUCUCCACCUAGCUCCUUCUGCCCUUCCACCCCAUCUUCUUUUUCUCUCCCGAUCUAAUUUUCUAUCUAUCGUCCACCCAACUGCUACCUUCCAACUCCACCAUCCCUCUCCUCCUCUACCUGGCUACAUCUGUGCAUCAUCCCCUCCUCAGCUGGAUCCACCCAUCACCUGCCUGCCCCGCACAUCCCUCCCUCUCAUCUCUUUAUACUGACAACCUUCCUUUUGGACUUUCACUCCUGAUGCAGGGUCUUGAUCUGAAAUGGCAAUUAUACCCCUGCUUUCCAAGAUGCUCUAUGAUCUGCUGAGUUCUUCCAGAAGUUUGCUUGUGGCUCCAGCUUUGAGUACAAACUUACUAUUUACUUCUUCCAUUUCCUGUCAUUGAAAUUUCCACAUUCAUGGCAUCAACACUGAUUUAUCUGACUUCCAGUAACUACAUCCCUCUGUACUCACCCCGCCCCCAUUUGUAUUCCCUUAUCCAUCUGGCCCUUCCAUCCCUUUUCUUUCCCCUCAUCUAUCCUCACAAACUGUUCGUCACCUACAGUAUACCUUUCUCCCUCUGGUUCCCCACUUCCUUCCAAUUCUUCUAUGAUCUACCACAAUACACUGCCCUCUCCUGUCUGAUCCCUCCUUCUGCAACCCUUUGUCUCUUCCACCUAUCACCUUCCAGCUUCUCACAUUAUUCACUUUCUCCCCCCUCUCCCACGUUCCCCUCCCCCCCACCACCCCACUGGGUAUCACCAAUCUCCUGCCAGCUCAUGCUCCUCUCCUACUCCAUUCUUCUAUUCUGGCCUCUGCUCUCUUUCUUUCUAGUUGUAAUGAAGGGUCUUGGCUCAAGAUAUUGAUUGUCUAUUUCCCCUCAUAGAUGCUGCCUGAUCUUUUGAGCUCCUCCAGCAUUUUGAAUGUGUUAUUCCAUCUUCUCACCACUGCUGGGGUCAAGAGGUUUUCUCUCAUUUCCUAAGCAGUUUUCUUGCCAACUGUUUCUCACCGAUGGCCAGUAUUUAUGGUGUUCUUCAUAAUCAGAAACACUUUCUCUGCAUUUUUUCAUUUAAAACUUUGCAAAAUUGUAAAAGCUUCUAAUUAGUUAUCCACCUUUCUACUUAGUUAUCCAUUUUUGUCCUUUUUUGAAUGUUCUCACAUAACUAUAAUUAUUCUUGUAAAUCUUCUUUGCACCUUCUCAAGUACCUCAAUUCGUUGCAAUCGUCCUCAAUUUUGAUUAUCUACAAAUCAUUUACAAAUUCAUAAAUUAUGUUUUUAAUUCUAUAGUCUAAAUCAUUCCAUAAAUUCUAAGAAACAAAGGUCUAACAGCCGAGCUUUGUUGAAUGUCACUGUGCAUCUCUCACUGUAAAUUGCUUCCGUGUUCUGCUUUCUGUCUUGAAGCUGGGUUUUUUCAUCUAUCCAUCCAUGUGUAUGCCCAGUUCACGUCUUGGCUAUAUUUUCCUUGCUGAAAGUUGUUUGAAAUUUGAGAUAAAUUAAUUCUUCAUGACUAAUGUCUAUUCUCUAUGUUACAUUUUCAAAACAAAUGAAUAAGUUCGGACAGGUAAGCUUAACUGUUUGAAAUCCAUUCUGAUGAUUCAAUACUAAUAUUUUGUUGUUGCAUUUUCUCUAUUCCUUCCUUUAGUAAAGACUCAUUAUUUUUCUUACCACUUAAAAUAAGCUGACUUUUCUAUAGUUCCAUGGAAAUGAUCUAUUCCUCUUUGUAAAUGUAGGUAUUAUAUUACCUACUGAUCAGUCCUCUGCCACUACAUCUUUUCAACAAGUUAUUAAAUAAAUACAGUAAUGCUUCUGCCCAUCCUACCUCCAGAUAUUUAAAAAAUGCGGAUGCUUUCAAUCUGGACUGGGGUGUCAUCUUCUACAUUAUCCAAUAUAUCCUUUCUUUUCUGCUGUAAAUCUGUUAAUCUCAUCAUUCACCACUUCAUUUAAUAUCAUGCUUUCCUGUUCUAACAACCCCUUAAUUCCAGUAAGAUGACAGUGAACCAGGACACAGUGGCCUCUCCGCGGUCAACCAAAAGUAUCUUUAUCUUUUUUAGAAAGCUUUUUUAUGAUGACACGAUACUGCUGGACAUUAAGAUCUUCAAGUACUGCUGGUCUACAGCAAGUUGCUUGUUAGUGGAGGAGCUGGACUAGGUGUGGAUCUGUCACCUUGGGACUUGAGCUUUAAUAUAUUUUUUUAAGUGACUGUAUUUUUACUGCUAGCUUAUAUGUGCUAUAUUGUAUGUGCCUCGUGCUGUGUAUGGCCGUUGGUACUGUGAUUUGCAGCUUGGCCCCAGAGGAACACUGUUUGUUUGGCUGUAUUCAUGGGUAUUUGCUUAUGGUUGAGUGAUAAUGAAACUUGAAAUUUUGGUGAAAUAUAAUGGAAUGUUUCAUCUCUGUCCUCCUGCUUAUCUGUCUAUUUUUAAUAUACCCAGUACAUGAACACUAUUUUAAUUUGUGGUAAAUAUCUUGAAUAAUGUGGGUCCUGGAAUGGUUUUGGGAUUGAGUAUAUUAAAAUACUCUAUAGUUAUGAUCCUACUUCAAGAUAUUUUAAUUCUGGAUCAUUUUUAUUCUGUUGUCUAAAGUUUCAACUGAACAUAGUAAGCAGUAAUGUAUAAGUGCUAAAUAGGGAGCAUAAUUAUCUUAGAGACACAUGAUCCUUGAUAAAUAUCAUUUAUGGAAAAGUGUUCUCUAGUCAUCCUCAGUUUUCAAGUAACAUCCAGAUUAAAUCCAGAGUGGCCUUUCAUUAAUAGUUAUUGUUUUAAUGUCAUACAUUGCCUUUAUUUGACUCUUUGUGGAAUAUUCUCUGAAAACAUAAUUUUUAAAAUGGAGGAGAUCCAAAAAUUCAAAAAAAAGUUUAGAUUUAUUUGUCACAUGCACAUGAAAACAUAGUGUGCAAUGCAUCAUUUGCGUCAACAAUCAACAUCGUACAAAUACUGCAAUAUGAUUGUUUCCAUUGGGGUGAGGCUUCUAGUGUUAUAUACAGUAUAUCAUUGUACUUCCAAACUGCGGUGGCCACUGGUUCCACGCCAGUAUUGACAGAUUGUUCAAUUUGCCUGUCAUCAACAGGUUUAUUAUAUCUCUGUUUUGCCACUACAGAACACUCAACAAUAGCAGACACUUCACUGCUUGGAGUAGAGAAAGCUGCACAUCUCAGCAACUGUGCAAUAGUCUGCUGAUGGUUGAUUGAAACAAACACAUUAAUCCAAGAAAGAACACUUUGAGUUAUAUUUCGAAUCUUCAAAGGGACAAAAAUGUCCUCCACUGAAUUAUUAUGUGAUGAAUCAAGUAUUUAUUUUUGCUAUGGAUAAAAGGAAUGUCUUUUGUCUUAGCUAAUUAGCUCUAAAUAUCUUGCUGGUGCAGGCGACUCUUGUUAAUAGUCAUAUAAAAACUUGGCUAUCACCUUCAAAACAUGUUUAAAUGUUAAUGCAAUAAUAUACAAUUACAAUGCAUAUUUGCCCCCUCAGCAUAUGACAGAUACAGUUGUAGCUAAAUCUAAUCUAUAUGUUCACCAUUACAAUAUACAAUCAUGUCAAUGGUUGCAAGAUCCUAUUAAAUUAGUCUGUAAAUGUUAUAGGUGCAGAGUUACAUCUUUUCAUAAGUAAUAGUUGGAAAUUUUAGUAGAAAUUGGAAGGAGACAGUCAUGAAAGUAAGGCAGAAAAAAUAGCACAAAAUUCAUUGGUAUAUUGAUUUUAGUUCCACUUCAUCGGACCAUGGAGAGUCUCUCACAUUGUUGGGAAGAAAGUUGAUUAGAGACCCAAGAAAUGGUGUAUUGUAACUGCACUGAGUCCAGUGAUUAGGGCAGUAGGUGUCAAUAAUAGUCAAUCCUUCAGCGUGCAAAAAUAACAGCCAGAUGUCCAAACUAUAAGCUGUCGCUUGUUGAUCAGUGAUACAAAGACUGCCAUAACAUUUUCAAAACCGUCAGUGCAACUAAUCUGUUUAGUUAAUUAUUUAUAUCUACAUUGUCACUUGGUCAUAAAUUAACACAUCAGUAUUUGAGGUUAUAUUCUGCUGACUGAACUCAGGAUAUAUAUAUGAAGAUUGAUUCUUACAGUGUCUGAGGUUAUCACUUUUUUUGAAUGAAAACAUUAAUUUUAAAUUUACUUUCUUCCCAUCUCUUAUUUUUUUUUUUAAAAAAUUCCUUUCCACUAUGUGUAUUAACGUCAGUCACAUGGAAAUCUGUUCCCAAUCAAAUUAUAUCAAUUAAGGUUUAAGUUGUAAGAUAAUUUUUUGCAAAAACUAUUCUAAUGAUUUGAGUAUCUAAGGAAAGUUAAUUGAAAUUCACAUUGUUCCAUAUGCUAAUAGGCAUGAUAUGUGCAUGGCACAAAUGAGUUUUGACUUGAAAUGUUGAAAAAACACUUAAUAGUAUUCAAGAUAUACUGUAUAUAAUGGAAUAGAACUCUAGUUCACUUCAUCAGAAUGUGUUGCAUGACCACUGAUACUUCUGAAGUUUCUAGAUUGUACAAUACAAUGGGAAUCAAGUUAUUAGCUGGCAGUUUGUGAACAAUUUGCAUUAAUUUCAGUUCUCUGACUUUCAUUCAGUUGUACAGUAUAUCAUUAGUUUUCCCAUGAACUACUGCAAAUAAGCGAUUUCAGAUUUUUUAAAAUUAUUUGUUAAAAUAAAUCCAUGUAUUUAUAAAAAAAGAUGUACUUUAAUUAUUACACCUAAAAUGUAUUUAUCUCAAAAUAUGUUUUAAAUCAAUUUCAGCAUUUUAACCCAAAAUAAAUUUCAAACCAUUGC
This is a messenger RNA of Mobula hypostoma (lesser devil ray), 7745 nucleotides long. Its product is annotated as chemokine-like protein TAFA-5. The transcript is spliced from 4 exons. Lineage: Eukaryota; Metazoa; Chordata; Chondrichthyes; Myliobatiformes; Myliobatidae. The record is from RefSeq and is a predicted model, not a curated record. Bases 466 to 1005 code for a protein of 179 amino acids.